AGAGCCCCCCUCGGCCAUGGCCCGCGCCAAGCGCCCCCGGGCACCCGGGCUGCUGCCUCUGCUCCUGCUGCUGCCUCUGUGCGCACGGGCAGCAGAGCCGGUGGACGUGCUGAAGGCACUGCAGUUCCAGGCCCAGCCGGCCGGCGUGCGGAAGGCGACGGGGUUCUGCCCCGCCAGGCAGGCAGGGACGGGGCCGGACGUGGCCUACAGGAUAUCACGGCAGGCGCAGAUCAGCGCCCCCACCAGGCAGCUCUUCCCAGGGAAGUUCCCGGAGGAUUUCUCCAUCAUGGCCCUGGUGAAGGCCAAGGCCGGGACCCAGGCGUUCCUGCUCUCCAUGUACGACCAGCACGGCACCCAGCAGCUGGGCGUGGAGCUGGGGCGCUCGCCCGUCUUCCUCUACCAGGACCAGAACGGCCGGCCCGCCCCCGAGGACUACCCGCUCUUCCGGGGCAUCAACCUCGCUGACGGCAAGUGGCACCGGUUGGCACUGAGUGUGCGCAAGCAGUCGGUGACGCUGAUCCUGGACUGUAAGAAGAAGGUGACGCGGCCGCUGCCCCGGGGCCCCCGCCCGGUGAUCGACACCCGCGGCAUCACUGUCUUUGGCACCCGCAUCCUCGACGAGGAGGUCUUCCAGGGUGACAUCCAGCAGCUGCUCAUCGCCCCGAACCCGCAGGCAGCCUAUGACUACUGUGAGCACUACAGCCCCGACUGCCACGCUCAGCCCCAUGCGCCCCAGGCACAGGAGGCGCAGCAGAGACCUGCCAGGCCCGAGUACUUUGAUGAGGAGAUGGAGUACUCUGAGUACCCCCACUCUUACGGGAAUAAAGAGGAUGGGAACUCACCUCUCCCCACACUUUCGGGGGGCGAAGUGGAGCAGGUAACCUGGGGGGGGCAGGUUCUGCUCCCCCCCACCCAUGUCCGUCUGUCUGCCCCAGCUCCUGUUGUGUCUGUGUCUCAUCCUCUCAUGACAAGGGGAGGGAAUCCCGGUGUGUGCUCCAUACACAUGGGGAUCCUAAGGACAAUGAGGGUUCUGGGGCGACCCCUGGAGAUUUGGGGUGCUCUGUAUGUAGCCAGUCCCCAGGGUGGAGAGGCUCCGGGGCAACCCCUGGAGAUUUGGGGUGCUCUGAAUGUAUCCAGGUCCCCAGGGUGGAGAGGCUCUGGGGUGACCCCUGGAGAUUCGGGGUGCUCUGAAUGUAACAAGCUCCCAGGGACAGAGGGGGCUUGGGGUGACCCUGAGGGAUGUGGGGUGCUCCGUACACCAGGGAGUCCUUGCAGCAGCCCCUGCACCCCUGCUCCCCGUGAACUCAUGCCAUGUGUGUUGUGUUUUCCUUCUGUGCCCGGCUCCCGGUCUCUGUGUGUGUCGCUGCUGCUGCCAUCCUCAUCCUCACCCUCAUCACCUCCAUCCUCCUCCUCCUCCUCGCCUCCGCGGCACCAGAAACCCGCUGGGCCGGGCCGCAAGGCGCCCGCCAAGCCGGCGCCCAAGCAGCAGAAACGGCAGCAGCUGAUGAGCACGGCCCCAGCCUACGGCAAAGCUCCCGGUGGCGGGAAAUCUCCCGGGAAAGCCCCCGGCAACGCCAAGUCCCCUGGCAACGGCAAAUCCCCCGGCAACAGCAAAUCCCCCGUCAACGCCAAGUCCCCUGGCAACGGCAAAUCCCCCGGCAACACCAAGAUGGCAGCGGCGGGGAAACACCCGGCCGUGAAAAAUGCCCUGGGCAAGGCCCAGACGGGGGGCAAGGCCUACGCUGGCGCCGGCGCGCCCAGGAAACACGGCAACGGCUACCAGCAGGAGGCUCCCAGCCCGCCCCCUGCCGCUCCGGGUGAGGACGAGGUGCUUGUGGAGAAGUAUGUGACAGGGGAGGACACAGCUGUGACGGGGCAGGAGUACGAGUAUGUCUAUAAGGACUUUCCCGAGGGAGCCGAGCCAUCGGAGCUGGGGCCCGUGCUCUCUGCAGAGACCCCCCAGAACGGAGGCGCUGUGCGCGGAGUCAGAGGCUACAAAGGAGAGAAGGGAGAGCCGGCCGUCAUGGAACCGGGAAUGCUGGUGGAGGGCCCCCCCGGCCCUGAGGGACCUGCGGGCAUAUCGGGGCCACCGGGCACACAGGGCCCCCCGGGACCCCCAGGAGAUCCUGGUGAGAGGGGUCCUCCUGGCCGUUCAGGUCUCCCUGGCUCGGAUGGGACGCCUGGACCCCCUGGCACAUCUCUCAUGCUCCCGUUCCGGUUUGGGAGCAGCGGUGGAGACAAGGGGCCUGUGGUGUCAGCACAAGAGGCACAAGCGCAGGCCAUUUUACAGCAAGCCCGGAUGGCCCUGCGUGGCCCCCCGGGACCCAUGGGAUACACCGGCCGGCCUGGGCCCCUGGGGCAGCCAGGGGGCGCCGGGCUGAAGGGGGAAGCCGGAGACUUCGGACCCCAGGGACCCCGCGGGCCGCAGGGCCUGUCUGGCCCCCCGGGGAAGCCUGGAAGGAGGGGUCGUGCUGGAGCCGAUGGUGCCCGGGGGAUGCCCGGGGAGCCUGGCGUUAAGGGCGACCGAGGCUUUGACGGGUUGCCGGGGCUGCCAGGGGACAAGGGGUACAGGGGUGAGACGGGUUCCCAGGGCAUCCCAGGCCCCCCUGGUGAGGAUGGACAGCGGGGAGACGAUGGAGAGGUCGGCCCCAGAGGGCUCCCUGGAGAACCGGGACCCAGAGGUUUGCUUGGACCCAAAGGCCCACCGGGGAUCCCCGGGCCUCUGGGCGUGCGUGGCAUAGAUGGUCCCACUGGGCCCAAAGGGAACCUGGGGCCGCAAGGCGAGCCAGGUCCCCCAGGUCAGCAGGGAACUCCAGGCACCCAGGGAUUACCUGGACCACAAGGUGCUAUGGGCCCCCCCGGAGAGAAGGGUCCCACAGGCAAACCUGGUCUCCCCGGCAUGCCAGGGUCUGACGGGCCUCCCGGGCAUCCGGGGAAGGAAGGUCCGUCGGGAACCAAAGGUAACCAGGGUCCAUCCGGUCCCCAAGGUCCGAUUGGCUACCCAGGCCCUCGUGGUGUGAAGGGCGUGGAUGGAAUUCGGGGGCUGAAGGGUCACAAGGGUGAGAAGGGUGAGGACGGAUUCCCCGGGUUCAAAGGCGACUUCGGGGUGAAAGGAGACAGGGGCGAGGUGGGUGUCCCAGGAGGCAGAGGAGAGGAUGGACCGGAAGGUCCCAAAGGCCGGACCGGACCCUCAGGUGACCCGGGUCCCCUCGGACUGGUGGGAGAGAAGGGGAAGCUGGGCGUACCAGGUCUUCCCGGAUACCCAGGACGGCAAGGCCCGAAGGGAUCUCAGGGCUUCCCUGGAUUCCCUGGCACCAAUGGUGAGAAGGGUGCUCGGGGUCUAUCCGGGAAGCCAGGGCCCCGGGGUGAGCGCGGCCCCUCGGGUCCCAGGGGCCAGCGGGGGCCACGAGGAGCCACUGGGAAGCUGGGGGCGAAGGGCACCUCUGGCGGUGACGGCCCCCAUGGCCCUCCCGGGGAAAGGGGACUCCCGGGCCCCCAGGGGCCAAACGGCUUCCCCGGACCCAAAGGGCCACCGGGCCCCCCUGGCAAGGACGGGCUUCCCGGGCACCCCGGUCAGCGAGGAGAAGUCGGUUUCCAAGGCAAGACGGGCCCCCCCGGCCCCCCAGGAGUGGUGGGACCUCAGGGCGCUUCUGGGGAGUCUGGUCAGAUGGGGGAGAGAGGUCACCCAGGGCCCCCCGGGCCCCCGGGAGAGCAGGGCUUGCCAGGACCCUCUGGGAAAGAAGGAACCAAGGGAGACCCCGGCCCCCCGGGAGCCCUCGGGAAAGACGGCCCGGCUGGACUGCGCGGUUUCCCCGGUGAGCGUGGGCUGCCCGGCACCCCGGGUGGCACGGGGCUGAAAGGGAACGAGGGGCCGGCCGGACCCCCAGGACCUGCAGGCUCCCCCGGCGAGAGAGGUGGCCCUGGGCAGGGCGGCCCCAUCGGACCCCCAGGCAGACCGGGCCCCCAAGGGCCACCAGGCCCCGCUGGAGAGAAAGGAGUUCCUGGUGAGAAAGGUCCCAUAGGCCCUGCUGGCCGUGAUGGAGUCCAGGGUCCCGUUGGGCUGCCCGGCCCAGCGGGGCCCCCAGGGGGUGCUGGUGAGGACGGCGACAAGGGCGAGGUGGGCGAGCCGGGCCAGAAGGGUGGCAAAGGCAACAAGGGAGAACACGGUCCCCCAGGCCCCCCAGGUCCCAUGGGCCCAGUUGGGCAGCCUGGAGCAGCCGGGGCUGAUGGGGAGCCGGGCGCUCGGGGCCCCCAGGGCCACUUUGGGGCAAAGGGCGACGAAGGAACCCGCGGAUUCAACGGGCCGCCUGGCCCCAUCGGGCUGCAGGGUCUGCCGGGCCCGGCGGGGGAGAAGGGUGAGACAGGUGACGUGGGCCCCAUGGGCCCCCCAGGACCACCGGGGCCGCGUGGCCCAGCCGGACCCUCUGGAGCCGACGGACCCCAAGGCGGCCCCGGAGGCAUCGGCAACCUGGGCCCCCCCGGAGAGAAGGGUGAGCCUGGCGAGUCGGGGGCCCCCGGCAUCCCUGGGGAGCCAGGAGUCAAGGGCCCGCGAGGAGAGCGAGGGGAGAAAGGAGAGACCGGAGCCGCUGGCACAUCUGGACCCCCUGGAGGGAAAGGGCCCCCCGGAGACGAUGGGCCCAAGGGGAACCCCGGUCCUGUUGGUUUCCCAGGGGAUCCAGGCCCCCCAGGUGAAAUGGGCCCCAGGGGCCAGGACGGGGCGAAGGGCGAGCGAGGCGAGGAUGGGGAACCCGGGCAGCUGGGCUCGCCAGGCCCGACAGGAGAGAAUGGCCCCCCAGGCCCCCCAGGGAAGAGGGGUCCCGCAGGCUCCCCGGGUCCCGAGGGGCGUCAGGGCGAGAAGGGCACUAAGGGCGAGCCAGGCGCCGUGGGACCCCCUGGCAAGACCGGCCCCGUGGGGCCCCAGGGACCGGCCGGCAAGCAGGGGCCUGACGGGCUGAGAGGCAUCCCUGGCUCAGUGGGAGAACAAGGCAAGCCGGGCGCGACGGGCCAGACGGGCCCCCCUGGACCUGUGGGCCCCCCGGGGCUGCCCGGCCUCAAAGGGGACUCCGGAACCAAAGGAGAGAAGGGCCACCCCGGUCUGAUCGGCCUGAUCGGGCCCCCGGGCGAGCAGGGCGAGAAAGGGGACCGGGGCCUGCCUGGCCCACAGGGCUCCCUGGGGUCCAAAGGAGAGACCGGGAUCCCUGGUGCUACCGGCCCCAUCGGCCCCACCGGGCCCCCGGGACUUCCUGGCCCGGCCGGUCCCAAGGGUGCGAAGGGAGCCACGGGACAAGCCGGCCCCAAGGGUGAGCGAGGCGUCCCCGGCCCCCCCGGACACCCGGGUCCCCCCGGGGAGGUGAUCCAGCCGCUGCCCAUCCAGCUGCCCAGGAAGAGCAAGCGGUCGAUCGACGCCAGCCAGCUGGUGGGUGAGGACGGGGAGGGGCUGGCGGCGGACGGGGCCCACGGCCACGCGGGCGGCAUGGACGAGAUCUUCGGCUCCCUCACCGCCCUCAAGCGGGAGAUCGAGCAGAUGAAGCACCCGAUGGGCACCCAGGACAACCCGGCUCGCACCUGCCAGGACCUGCGGCUCUGCCACCCCGACCUGCCCGACGGCGAGUACUGGAUCGACCCCAACGAGGGCUGCUCCCGGGACUCCUUCAAGGUGCAUUGCGACUUCACGGCUGGCGGGGAGACCUGCCUCUUCCCCACCAAAGAGACACAGAAGGUCCAUAUGUCUGCGUGGCAGGAGGAGAAGCCCCCGCGCUGGUUCAGCCAGUUCCGGGAAGGAAGGAAGUUCUCGUACGUGGACGCGGACGGGCGCCCGGUGGGCGCGGUGCAGCUCACCUUCCUGCGGCUGCUCAGCGUGGCCGCCCGGCAGAACUUCACCUACCACUGCCAGCGCUCGGUGGGCUGGCGCAGCGCCGCCUCCGGGGGCCACCAGCGCGCCCUCCGCCUCCGGGGCGCCAACGAGGAGGACAUGAGCUACGACAACAGCCCCUACAUCACGGCCCUCACCGACGGCUGCGCGCGGCGGAAGGGCCCGGACAGGACGGUGCUGGAGGUGAACACGCCCCGUGUGGAGCAGCUCCCCCUGCUGGACGCGCACUUCACAGACUUUGGGGAGCCCAACCAGAAGUUUGGGUUUGAGGUGGGACCCGUCUGUUUCCUGGGCUAGGACCAACCCCCGUGAGCCCUGCCCUGGUCCCUGAGGGACUGUCCCAGCCUGGCCCAGGCCCCACCAUCCCCCGAGCAGCGAAGCUACGGGACCUACCGGCCACCCGAGGGACGGACCCGCCACGACGACCCACAGCCACCGAGACCGACGCACCCGGCGCUGGGACCAGGGACCGGAGAGAGACACCGAAGAGACGUCACUGCUUAGAGCCUCCUGUAUUUUAACGUGUAGCGAGAGGGCAGUUACACCAACGCACUGGCUGGAUCCCUCGGAGCCCCACAGUCCUCCAGCCAGAGCUCCCAGAAUGCCCAGCUACAUCCCUCAUUGCCUGUGGGCCAUAUUCCCCAGAGUGUCUCAGGGCUCACCCUCCAUAUCUCCCAGAGCCCCUCAGCUCUAACCCGACUGGAGCCACCCCGAAACGAUGGACCCGGUACCCCAAUUUCCCUCUGACCGGGGAGCAAAGCCAUUAAUGUCUAAUGAACAUUGUGAGCGAACCAGAGUUAAUUAACGUCAGCAGGGCGGCCGGCUCCCCUGUGCCGGGCAGCAUCGUGGAUAGAGGACCUGGGUU
Mauremys mutica (yellowpond turtle) is the source of this 6737-nucleotide messenger RNA. RefSeq names its product collagen type XI alpha 2 chain (gene COL11A2). Bases 17 to 6169 code for a protein of 2050 amino acids. Gene Ontology annotation, molecular function: extracellular matrix structural constituent. The record is from RefSeq and is a predicted model, not a curated record. NCBI's taxonomy places the organism in Eukaryota, Metazoa, Chordata, Testudines, Geoemydidae. The transcript has 67 exons.